AUGUUUGCAGAACCUUGUAACAAAGAUUCAAUAAAAUCAUCGGAGAAUACUACUGCAAUUGUUAUUUGUUACAAAAACAAUCAUCAACUUAUUCCAACAUGUUCUUCAACUGUAAAUCAAGAAACAACAUCAAUUUCAAGUGUGGUAACGAGCCCGAUACAAGGUGCCGCAUCAACAACGGCAACAACAACAACUACAACAAAAAAAACAAGAACAAAAAGAACGACAACAACAACAACAACAACAACUCCUGGCUGCCAUACAUGUUCUGGAUCGAGUUAUACAAAUUCCUGCUCUGGAUGUUCAACUUCAAGUGCUGGCUGUGAGAUCAGUUGUAUCGGCUGUGGCGGUAGUGGCGGAUCAACGUAUUCAUUAAUAACACUUUCACCGGGUUCUGUUCAAAUCAAAUCUCAAAUAUGUGAGAAAACGUCACAAUAUGGUGAAUGUUCCACAAACAGUGCAUGUGGAUGCUUUCAUAUGUUGGGUGCUAAUGAUAAUACAGGUGUUUGUGGUUUUCUAUGGCCAACAUGUUCCCGUCUUGUAACAUGCAAUUCUUCAGAUAAUUCGUGUCUUCAAUCUAGUACAAUUUGUGUUCAUCAUCCUCAAUGCGAUGAUCGUCCUCUCUGCUAUCCAACUGCAAUGAUCCAUGAAAAUAAAAUCAAUCUUAAAUGGACACAAAAUGCCAUCACUGUAGCUGGUGGAAAUGGAAAAGGACAAGAGCUAAAUCAACUCUAUGGUCCUGCUGGAAUCUUUAUUGAUAAAAGCAAAAAUAUUUUUAUUGUUGAUUCUGAGAAUCGUCGUAUUGUUGAAUGGAAAUAUAAUGCAAGACAAGGACAAAUCAUUGCAGGUGGAAUGGAUCAACUGAAUGUUAAAAGAGAUAUGAUUGUUGAUGAACAAAAUCAUUCGAUCAUUAUUGCUGAUGAACGGAACAGACGAGUGAUCCAAUGGUCGAACGAAAAGCAACAAAUUCUCAUUGACAAUAUUGACUGUUUUGGCUUGACAAUGAGUAAACAUGGAUUUCUUUAUGUUUCUGAUCGGAACAAGGGUGAAGUGAGACGAUGGAAGAUGGGAGAAUAUAAUAAUACAGGAAUUGUAGCGGCAGGUGAAAAUGGACAAGGAAAUAAACUCAAUCAACUCAAUUCUCCUAGUUUUAUCUUUGUUGAUGAAGAUCAAUCUGUUUAUGUAUCAGAUUGGGGCAAUCAUCGUGUGAUGAAAUGGAGAAAAGAUGCAAAAGAAGGAAUAAUUGUGGCUGGAGGACAGGGUGCUGGAGGAAAUCUCAAUCAAUUGUAUUAUCCUCAAGGACUAAUUGUUGAUGAUUUUGGUCAAAUCUAUGUAGCAGAUUAUUGGAAUCAUCGAGUAAUGCGUUGGUAUGAAGGAGAUGUAGAAGGUGAAAUUGUUGUUGGUGGAAAGGGUGGAGGAAAUCAGUCAAAUCAAUUGAAUAGUCCCACAGGUUUAUCUUUUGAUGAUGAAGGAAAUUUUUAUGUUGUCGAUUGUUGGAAUCAUCGAAUUCAAAAAUUUGAAAUAAUUUUGUAA
Molecule: messenger RNA, 1533 nt
Organism: Adineta steineri
Lineage: Eukaryota; Metazoa; Rotifera; Eurotatoria; Adinetida; Adinetidae
Source: the annotation of a GenBank genome assembly